UCAAACAUGGCUGCGGCGGACGACAUCUCAUGCUCUACGCCGAACAGAUAACACAUUCACCGACCUCUUGGGGAGAUCUACCAUUUCGAUCGAAGACUUUAAGACUUUACAAUAAAGAAAUCAAGACCCUCUUUCUACAAAAAUGGCUUCCGCAGAAAGUGACGUUCCUGUCGAAAUGCAAGACAGGGGGAAAUGGUAUGGAGAUGCUGUAGAUUACUGGAAAAAUAUUCCUGCAACUGUCAACGGGAUGCUUGGAGGUUAUGGCCACAUCUCACCAACGGACAUCAAAGAUUCGAAGAGGUUUCUGAAAAAUUUUCUGGACCUUUCAGAUAAGCAGGAUGAGAAUAAACCAGCUAAGAUAAGGCGUAUUGAGCCCUCGUCAACAGAGGACACUUCUAUAAACCCAAAAAUAAAGCCAUUUAUAGCCCUUGACUGUGGUGCUGGAAUUGGUCGUGUCACAAAGAACUUGCUUUUACCCUUGUUCAACACUGUGGAUAUGGUGGAGCAAAAUGCUGAUUUUCUAGAAGAAGCAAAAGUUUUUCUGGGAGACAAAAAGGAUCAAAUUGGAAAAUUUUAUCCACUAGGUCUCCAGGAUUUUAAACCUGAACCAGGGCGGUACAGUAUCAUUUGGUGUCAGUGGGUGCUAGGGCAUUUGACAGACGAUGAUUUUGUGGAUUUUUUCAAGCAAUGUCAGCUGGGGCUCAUGCCAGGUGGUUUAAUAUGUGUCAAAGAAAAUGUCACAAAGGAUAGUAUUGAAAUGGAUGCUGAGGACAGCAGCGUAACCAGGUCUGAUAAAAAACUCAGAGAAUUGUUCUCUAAGUCUUCACUGACUGUGAUCAAGGAUGAAGUACAGAAAAACUUUCCAACAGAGCUCUAUGGUGUCAAAAUGUAUGCCUUGAGACCAAACUUGUGAUACUUAAAUAGUCAGCUUUCAAGCAUAUGAUUCAUAUCACAGAAGUGGAAAGCCAGGCUUCAAAAAUGUUAAACCAGUUUGAUAAUCUUUUUCUUUGACUACAUUUUAUUCAUGUUCAUAAUCUGGAACUAAAGAAAGGUGAUCAAACUGAUGUAGUUUGAAAACUGUUGACCAUAGUAAGAUCUGAAUUAUAUCAACAAAGUAGCACACACUGGCCGAUAAAUUUGAUAUUUCUCAUCGCCAAUUUACUUGAUAAUAUGGUGAGAUUGUUAAGAGAAGUUACACAUUAGUCACUUUGAGCAAUAGGAUUACCAGCCACUGGUGGAGCCAUAUCCACUGUAACCUCCUCUCAAUAGGAGCCAGGUUUCAAUUGAUGAUGUUGAGUGACUAGGGACCUUAAGCAAACCACGACGGCGACGGCAACGAGGACGUGGAAAAACAAGAGAUCUAAUUGGCAGA
This is a messenger RNA of Stylophora pistillata, 1372 nucleotides long. Its product is annotated as N-terminal Xaa-Pro-Lys N-methyltransferase 1-B. Gene Ontology annotation, molecular function: N-terminal protein N-methyltransferase activity. Gene Ontology annotation, biological process: N-terminal protein amino acid methylation. Lineage: Eukaryota; Metazoa; Cnidaria; Anthozoa; Scleractinia; Pocilloporidae. Gene Ontology annotation, cellular component: cytoplasm. The record is from RefSeq and is a predicted model, not a curated record.